Megalops cyprinoides (Indo-Pacific tarpon) is the source of this 4458-nucleotide messenger RNA. It is a transcript of the gene lrrc32, whose product is annotated as leucine rich repeat containing 32. The transcript has 3 exons. NCBI's taxonomy places the organism in Eukaryota, Metazoa, Chordata, Actinopteri, Elopiformes, Megalopidae. Gene Ontology annotation, molecular function: protein binding. The record is from RefSeq and is a predicted model, not a curated record. Bases 88 to 2097 code for a protein of 669 amino acids.
CUUCUGUCAGGGAGGAUGUGCAAGUGCUGCGGCAGCAACAUGACCAGCUCAGUCCGCAGGGGAAAGUAACACUCACAAGAGAGCGCAAUGGGGUCCUACCUCUGGUUCAUCCUGGCCUUUAUGAAUGAAGUGACAGCGACCUUCCGUCCACGCCAGCUCUCCCCCUGCCAAGUGGUCAAUAUGGACGUAUACUGCAAUGAUUUGAACCUUAGAACCAUCCCAGAAGAGCUGCCCCCUAACAUUUAUACACUGGACCUCUCUCGGAACCUCCUCCAGAAUCUCACGCAGGAACUCUUAGCCUUCUACACCACCAUUCACCACCUCAACCUCCACUCCAAUAAGAUCCAGUUCAUUCAGCCUGGGCUUUUCAAAGACAUGACUAAUCUGCAGGAGCUGGAUCUCUCCAAGAACUAUCUAGAUAUUUUUGCUGUGUCAAAAACCGAGGUCGGCCCUCUUUCAACUGUGAAAAAGCUAAGUCUCUCAGGCAACGGCUUGUACACAGGCAUGACAGACUACUUUCUGAGGGAUGCCCCAUCUCUUUUGAACCUCUCCUUAGAUGGCAAUAGCAUUACCAAAAUUGGCAAAGAAACCUUUUCUGGUUCAUUGGCUUUGAGAAACAUCGAUCUCCACAACAAUGUCAUUCUGGAGAUUGAGGAAGGGGCAUUUGAGUCAUUGCUGGAUCUAUCCGAACUUGAUUUGUCCAUGAACUCCAUCACCUGCAUCACUGACUUUAAUCUCUCUCAACUGAAGCUGCUGAACCUCAGUAAAAAUAGCUUGGAGUCAUUCCAGACCACAGACUCUGACCUUGAGUUUGAGCUCUUGUACCUUGACCUUAGAGAAAACAAAAUCCACUACUUUCCCAUCCUCCCUAGAAAGAACAGGCUAAUCUAUCUGGACCUAUCCAGAAACCGAAUGAGAAGUGUUAACACCACAGGCCUUUCAGAGGAUCUGGAGUAUAUUAGUGAGGGCAGAUUCACAACCCACGCCUUGUCUGCUGGUAAAACCAACCGCAAUGACUUCUCUAGGCUCCUGUACUUAGACAUGAGUUACAAUCAAAUUAAAAGCAUACCAGCUUCAUUCUUAAGAGGCUUGGGAUCUAUUGAGGUGCUCAACCUCAGCAACAAUUGCCUGGAGGCAUUCUCUGUGGACCACAGUGGUCCUCUGAAUACCUUGAAAACUCUCGAUCUGAGCUUCAAUGUCCUGCAGAACCUCUCCUUCGGAGAGAACACCCUCCAGACACUGGAGGAGCUAUAUCUGAAUGGAAAUAUUCUGGGCACCAUCGACCCACUCACCUUCUACAGGCUGCCUAGGAUCAGAGACCUUCACCUGCAGCAGAACUUUUUGAGUGUGUGCGGGUCACACCAUAGGCUCCCUCAGAGGGGCCACCGUUCACAGGCAAGUGACUGUGUCUUCCUCUCCUCCAUACCCACACUGCACUACUUGUACCUGUCCAGGAACAGCCUGGACUCUGUGCCACAGAAUGCAUUCCGUGGGAGUCCGCUGUUGGUGCUGGACCUGUCUGAGAACCCUGGCUUGGACAUUCACCAGAAUGCCUUUUCAGGCCUGGAAUCAUCCCUGACUCAUUUGUCACUGAAGGAGAAUGAUCUUGGGGUGCUGAAAACUGAUCUGUCCGUCCUGAGUAGUCUGAAGAAUGUGGACCUGUCCAUGAACAGGUUAACCACCCUCCCCUUGUGGAACAAGGAAACGGUCAUUGAGUCCCUAAACCUGCAGAACAACAGCCUGGUUACGCUGGAGUACAGCACGGUGCUGGUGCUGGAGAAAACACUCAAGACCCUUUACCUGGGCUCCAACCCUCUCAGCUGCUGCGGCAACCUGAGGUUUCUCCGCAUGGUCCAGAAGUCCUCCGUGGACAUCCCGGACAUCGCCUCGGUGACGUGCCAGUACACUCAGGACUCCGAGCAUAAGGAGAUCAGCAUCAUGAGUGUGGAGCAGGAACACUGUGAUACCAUAGAUAAAAAGAGCUUGGGCAUCAUCGUCAUCAUAAUUACAGCUCUGGUACUGAUCGGGGUCCUCACUCUCCUCUCUAAAAUGUGCCACCCCAGGAGACGCAGGCUGAGGCGUAGCUUUAAGGCCUGAAAGAUGGACAGUGAACUAAGCAAUAAAUAAAUACGGCUGCUGAUGGUGUUCAUGUCUAGACAAAAUUAUGCGGGGAAUAGAAGACAUUGUGGCGUGACCUCAGUCUACGAAAGCAAGAAGUAUUUCUCUUCCUUGUUUUUCUUAAACUUCUCAGCACAGGUUAUUGUGAUUUUUAAUAGCAGAAAAACUAAAUUAAUAGUUUUCAUCAAUUCAGUUAUAUGGUAAAUACAAUAGAUUUGAUCAGAGUGAUUUGCACAGCAAAGCAUAUGUACACAACUCCUUAUUAAAUUAGUGGGGAGGGUGUGACUUUGUCCAGCAAAUUGAUUUGUCCUGUGGUACAAGUAGUCAUGAUUUUUGGUUGACAAAAAUGGAAGGUUAUAUUUUUGAUUGCACAGGGUCCUUCAGCUAGAAUGCAUUACUGUAAGUAAGGCCUUUUUAUAGACAUGUUUUGUACUCUUUUAUGGAAAAGUAAUAGUUUGCACUUUAAUGACUUUAGACAUGGGGCUACAUUUACAACAUAAAAAUGUGUGCAUUUUGAAUUUUUUUAUGUAACGAUAUACAUAGAAUGGUCCAAGAAGUACCAGUGAUGAUGCACAAUGCACAAAUUAAUAAGUUCUCAUAGGACAUCAGAAUUUAUACUGCCCUUUUUACUGGCGGUGUUCUCCAAAGAAGCAAUUAUAAUGAUGAAAGAAAAUACACAAUUACUCCUUGUCACAGUCUACAGAUUUUCUAUUUGAAGGACGCAUAGUACAAUCAAGUUUUAAAGUGUUGAAAUGAUCACCAAGUUUUCUCUACCUUUCUGUAUGUGUGAUGUGUAAUAUUUUUGUAUUGUUUUAUUAAGGGGAGGUGUGUUUUGUGGGGAAAGUGUGUUCAGGCCAAAAAAGGGUUGAGCCAAUAUUCUCCAGAGGAAGCCUUACUGUCAGAACACCUGCAGAAAAAAUGUUGCCUGUUUAUACAGCUUGCUGGGUACUGCAGAUACCUUUCCUGUUUUUGACAGAGCAUUAGGAGCUCAUUUACCUAAAGCCUGAGCAACCUUAUCGUGUGCAAUUUUAAAAUGUGCAUUCCAGGAAUGUGGUUUUCUGAACGUGGAUGCACAUCAGCCUUUCCCAUACCUUUUCUCUGCUCCUUUACAUGGAACGAUUGUUGGGGCAAGUCACGGGUUUGACUCCAUUAAAUCGUCCAGUGGAUCCAAAAGCUUAAACAGAGCAGAAAAAAGUCAAUUUAUUCCAAAGCGAGAGACAUUUAAUUCUAUUUAAGCAGAGCCUUAAUUCCUAAUUCUUAUGCUGUGUCGGGAGGAAUCAUGGGACAUGGUGGAAGGAACAACCAUUUACUUUGUGCUGAUUUGCCAAGAAGUCCAAUGGGAUUCACUGCUAGUCAUCCCUUCAGUGAACCAUUGCCAGACCUAAGUCUUUAAUUGCAUAUGAGGUUUCCAUUUGUACCACAUGAUCGACGUGCUAUCAAUCAAAACUACGCAAUCACAGACAAACAAAACAACAUUAUUUAAAAGAAAGGAAAGCUUUGUCCUUUCAUGCACAGGUCAGGUUGUUGCAUUUAUCCCCUCCCACACUCUCCACCUGUUAGGGAUAUGCAUGCAAGAUUAAUCAAUGACACUAAAGCAGCAUUAAACUGGAUUCCUCAGAUCCUGCACAGAAAUUAAAAUCCAACACCUGUUUGAACAGGAGUCUUGUCCUGAAGCUGACAAAGUUUUAUCCGGAUUCUCACAGUGAAGAGUAAUUAUGACUCGCUAUGUUAAUAAGAUUCUGUAAAUUAUGUAUUUAUGUUUUUUUUCCUGCUUAAAGGAAUAUUGCUAUACAUGUACAAGUCUCAUAUGACAAAUAUAUUCCAAGUCAGUAUUACCAUAUGUUGGGCGAUUUUUAAGUGUAAUGCUACAUGCAGGAAGCAUGCCCUUCCUUGCUGAAUCUUUUGUCUAAAGUGUUACUCCAUUCAGAUUGUCUCUGACCACCAAAUGGAAAGAGGAAACCCCCUGCAGAAGGAAGUAUUUUCUUUCCUUAUGCAUAUUUAUAGAUAUUUAUUUCAGAACCAAUUUACACUAGAAGAAUAGCUGGUCUGUCCUAUCACCUUCACAUCUCACUGACUCAUGGUCACUGCUUUUGAAUGACUGCCUUCUUCUGCUUUUCCAGCCCACUGAACCUUCUCACCUGAAACCAAAACUAAACCUAGUUACAAAAGGUCACUCUGUAGAGAUAAACAGAUAGAGUCUUUUCAUAGUGGUCCAUUCUAGGAUGAUAACCAAGUUGACUUUAUUUGUGGACCAGUAUCAUUUGUGUCAGUUUAUACGCGUCUAACCUGUUACAAAGUGUAUGAAGGAAAAUGUUACAGUGAACUGUUUUUCUGUGUAGU